Molecule: messenger RNA, 1471 nt
Organism: Fusarium verticillioides 7600
Lineage: Eukaryota; Fungi; Ascomycota; Sordariomycetes; Hypocreales; Nectriaceae
Exons: 2
Coding region: 198-881 (227 amino acids)
Molecular function (GO): nucleic acid binding
Source: RefSeq, a predicted model, not a curated record
GCAUUCUUAUUAUUGGGUUGGUGUUGUGCGAUCAGCCACAUGCCUUGUGAAAUUAUUUUGCAGAGCCUGAAAAUUUCUACAGACUUCAACUAGAAUAUCCAACAAUAAAGAAGAGGCCGUAAUUAAGUUACAGUUGUGGUGUUGGAAAUAACAAGUUCAAAGAGCCUCAGGACCCAAAAGGAUUUAGCCCUGGCAUCAUGCAGCGCUAUAGAGAAGACGCCUCUGACGAGAGCCAUGAUGAAGAAGACAUCCCUUUACACUACAAGCGGGCUUUCGGUGCGGGACUGAAGCGACAAAGGGUCGAGUUUGUUCCCGCCCAAGAUCCCGAUGCUGGAACCACAACCACAAUAACACCAGUCAAAUCAACAGACACUUCCAUCGGCGAUUUGUAUGCUAGCAUCGUUCUAAAGCCUUCCGAAGACAAAGAUCCCAAAGCCUCAGAAGAAGAGCCAGAGGAAAUAUGUCCAGACUGCAAACUCCCCAUCUCAUCCACUUCACAGCCUCACGAAGCAUCCUUCGCUCACCAAGUCUCACUCACACAUUCACACCCCCCAUCAGCACUUGAUCGCUCGCGCAUGGGUCUCAAAGCCCUGAAAUCUCAAGGUUGGGACCCUGAUGCCCGACGAGGUCUAGGAAGAGAGGGCGAGGGAAUGCGAUAUCCCAUCAAAGUGGUGGCAAAAGAAGAUACCCUCGGCAUCGGAGCGACGAUACCGAAAGAGAUCCAAGAAAAGAAAAAGGAAGAGAAGCCCAGGCCAUUAAACAGAAAGGAAGUGAAGCAGCUGGCGGCUAAGGAACGACAACGGCAUGAGAGACUACAGGGUGAGAUUUAUGGGAGAGUUGAUGUGGAAAGCUAUCUGAAAGGAAAAGGCGACGAUGGUUGAGGAUACAAGGCAAUGAGAAAAGACAAACAAAGACGACUCGACGCACCGGAUACAUUGUAUCCGGUCUACGAUAUCACAGGCCAUCACGCGGUUAAAGAGAUGCCUAUUCUAGGACCUGCUCAAGGACUCGCCGCCGGAUCAGAACACUCACCCGGAAAGACAACACUUGACGACUCUGCUGUAGUCCACCUGAAGCCAUCACAGCUGGGCAUUUGGCCUCAGAGCAUCGCGAUGCCAAUGCGAUCAGCUCCGAUCUCGAGAGCUAUUUCCAGUCUAGGGGAGGAAAGAAAACAGAGGACCUUGAUCCUAAAUGACAAAAAGACUUAGGUAAUAUAGCCUAAGCUUAAGAUAACUUUUGCUAAGUUUAUUUUGACACCCUAUAUGAAGGAAGGUUCGUUGUUUUCCUGCCCCCCGAGUGCCAGUCAACUGGGCUUAAGCACCAAGGUAAAUCAAGAGUUUCAGAUUGAACCAAGUGUUUCAUGUUGCAUGAACGAAACAGUGAUAAACAUACAGAUAUAUCUCUAUCGAGAUCUUCAACAGAAUAUCCACAAAUUGUGUUCUACCUAAAAAGUCAAGAUGUGAAGUCGAAG